Messenger RNA from Asparagus officinalis (garden asparagus), 571 nucleotides. RefSeq names its product protein FAR-RED IMPAIRED RESPONSE 1-like. Gene Ontology annotation, biological process: regulation of DNA-templated transcription. NCBI's taxonomy places the organism in Eukaryota, Viridiplantae, Streptophyta, Magnoliopsida, Asparagales, Asparagaceae. The record is from RefSeq and is a predicted model, not a curated record. The transcript is spliced from 4 exons. The coding region runs from base 1 to 546 and encodes 181 amino acids.
AUGUUUGAAUUCAAGGGCAUUCCAUGCCGACAUAUCUUGGCAUAUCUUAAAAUUACCAAUCAUAGUGAGUUACCGGAGCAGUAUAUUCUAAGAAGAUGGUGCCGAAAUGUCAGAAAAAGGGUUGUUCUUAGAGAUGGUAAUAUUAUUGGAGAAAAUGCUACAAUUAAUUUUGCUUCUCGUUUUAGUGAACUAAAUUGCUUAGCUAAUGAAAUGGUCGAAGAGGGGCUAUCUUCUAAUGACGCAUAUGAAUUAAUGCGUGAAAUGAUGAUGGAUGCUAUUAAUAAGUGUUGUCAAGAUAUAGUUCAUGAACCAAGUCAAGCAAGAACAAAAGGAAGGCCUAGAGGGAAGAGGUUAAAGCCAUUGAGAGAGAUCCGCAAAUGCCGGCCUAGGAAAUGCAAAUUGUGUGGAAAGCGAGGGCAAAAUCAUGAUAGCAAAAAUUGCCCUCUAAAAUUGUCGAGUGAUUCAAUGGAACAAGAUAAUAUUGAUGAAGCCACUGAUGAUUUAGAAGAUUCCUUUGAGGAAGAUGAAGUUCUCACUAUUGCAUGAAGUUUGAUCAAGGUUGGCGGAGCAA